AUGUCUGAACUUGCUGAUAAACAGUUGUCUACUGCUCCUUUCGACGCUCGUUUCCCCAACACUAACCAAACAAAAAACUGCUGGCAAAACUAUGUUGAUUACUUCAAGUGUGUCAACGCUCGUGGUGAAGACUUUGAACCUUGCAAGCAAUUCUACAAGGCCUAUCACGCUUUAUGUCCUAAUGAAUGGAUCUCCAAGUGGGAUUCUCAAAGAGAAGAAGGCACUAACCCUUCCAACUUCACCGUUUAA
This is a messenger RNA of Rhizopus microsporus ATCC 52813, 249 nucleotides long. Its product is annotated as cytochrome c oxidase, subunit VIb. The transcript is spliced from 5 exons. Bases 1 to 249 code for a protein of 82 amino acids. The record is from RefSeq and is a predicted model, not a curated record. NCBI's taxonomy places the organism in Eukaryota, Fungi, Mucoromycota, Mucoromycetes, Mucorales, Rhizopodaceae. Gene Ontology annotation, cellular component: mitochondrion; respiratory chain complex IV.